This is a messenger RNA of Pogonomyrmex barbatus (red harvester ant), 1879 nucleotides long. It is a transcript of the gene Idh3g, whose product is annotated as Isocitrate dehydrogenase (NAD(+)) 3 non-catalytic subunit gamma. Gene Ontology annotation, cellular component: mitochondrion. The record is from RefSeq and is a predicted model, not a curated record. Gene Ontology annotation, biological process: tricarboxylic acid cycle; isocitrate metabolic process. NCBI's taxonomy places the organism in Eukaryota, Metazoa, Arthropoda, Insecta, Hymenoptera, Formicidae.
UUGAAGAGAUUGUCUCGUAUUAUGUUUACAGCGAAACAAUACGGCGAGAUGGCUGCCCGUUCGAUCUUGAGAUACCUGAAACCUAAAUCCGUGAUAUUUCAAAGCCAACGAUGCGCCUCCUUAUCAGGUUUCGACAUCCAGCACAAGACUCCUACUAUCAGGAAAGUGAUGCCCAUACCAAAGGCCCACUACGGUGGGAGACACACCGUCACCAUGCUGCCUGGUGCUGGUAUCGGACCUGAGUUGAUGUCUUAUGUAAAGGAGGUCUUUAAAUAUGCUGGUGUGCCUGUGGACUUUGAAGAUGUCGAGAUUGAUCCAAAUGCGGAUGACAAUGUCGAUUUGGAUUACGCAAUUAUGUCGAUACGUAGAAAUGGCGUGGCCCUGAAGGGAAAUAUAGAAACGCGCAGCACAGAAGCUGGCGUUAUUUCUCGAAAUGUCGCUCUGCGAAAUGAGCUCGAUCUUUACGUGAACGUUCUGCACUGCGUUUCUUAUCCAGGCGUGAACUGCCGCCAGAAGAAUAUCGACAUCGUUAUAGUGAGGCAGAAUACUGAGGGCGAGUAUUCCAUGUUGGAACACGAAAGUGUCAAUGGUGUUAUCGAAAGCAUGAAGGUUAUCACGAGCUCGAACUCGGAACGUGUUGCUCGUUACGCAUUCGAGUAUGCUAAGAGAAACGGCCGAAAGAAAGUCACGACGGUUCAUAAGGCAAACAUCAUGAAGCUGUCGGAUGGACUCUUCUUGGAAAUCUCGCGGCGAGUCGCCAAGAAUUACCCCGACAUCAUCCAUAACGAUAUGAUUAUUGAUAAUUGUUGCAUGCAGCUUGUGUCGAAUCCGCAUCAGUUCGAUGUCAUGUUAACGACUAAUCUUUAUGGCGCCAUCGUGUCGAACGUGGUGUGUGGUCUAUUGGGCGGCGCUGGGCUGCUAGCUGGUAAGAACUACGGCGAUCAUUACACAGUUUUUGAGCCAGGCACUCGUAACACUGGAACCAGCAUCGCCGGUAAGAACAUCGCGAAUCCUAUUGCGAUGUUGAAUGCAGCAGUCGACAUGCUACGUCAUCUAGACCAUAAACAUCACGCUACCAUCAUCCAAAAUGCGAUCAACAAGACUCUCAAUCAAGGAAUUCAUACCCGUGAUCUCGGCGGCAGCGCUACAAGCCGAGACGUUGUUGAUAACAUUUUGAAACAUAUCAAAAUCGCAACAGCUUAAAGAAAAAUCAAAAAAGACUGAAAAUUUUUAUUCUGAUCGAAAUCUCUUGUAGCAGCCGCGAGUGGCGAAUUCAAAAUGCAUAUACCAAGAAUCUUGUGAUGUGUGAUUUCUAGUGAAAUAACAUAAAGAAUGUAAAUGUUAAGAUAUAGCUAGAGCAAUUAUGAUAAAAAAACGUUCCGACAAUAUAACGUGAUGUCUACUGGCUUGAAACUGCGAGAAUUUCUCUUUCACAAAAUCGUUACUUGAUCAUUGUUCUUAAAUAAUUGGUCGGAUUUCUAUAGAUCAAUAUGCUCUGUAAUAUAUUAGUCUGUUCAAUAAUCGAAAUUUGUAAAAUAAUUCAAUGUACAUUAUAAGUAGUAGCAGUUCCUAGAUAAAUUUACCAAAUAUUGUAAUUAUCGUCAUGAUAAGAGUAACUUGUAUGAAAUGUAAAGUACUUGUUAUAUUGUAUUAUUAUCAUUACAAGAAUACUCACCGACACUUGCGCGUCUGUGUAAAAAAAUAUGAUCAUAAUUUAUUAAGUCGACAAAUAUUCGUAUAUGCCGCCUUAGUACAAUUUUAUCUAGUUGAAUUUAAAACUUUGACACAAUGUAAAAUUACACUUUACUGUUAAGAUAAUCAUUACGUUGUAAAGUGUAUAUAUCCCGCCGUAUUCGUAUAAAUAAAAUGUAUAAAUUUA